CGCACUACCAUGCGACAUACAUUAAUCGUUGGAAUAGGCGAGAACAUUACAUUGUUCAAGGGCAAGAAAUGGCACAACCACUCCACCAUCAUUCUGAAUAUAUGGAGUGGUAUCGUCGAGUUGCAAGACGUUGGAUCUCAAUAAGUGGAGCUGCCAUUGGUUGUGUGGAGGAUGCAAUUGAGGAUUGUUUGCUAAAAUUACAGAACCCAUCAACAGAAAAUGUGGCUGAAGUUAAACAUACAUUAAGAAAAAUGAUGAUUGCUCUAGAGGAAGAAAGUCGGCUUUGCCAAAUGCCACCUCCUCAGUCCGCACCUCAAGCAACAACCUUUAAUGAUGAAUUAGAAGAGGACCAACCCAUCAACCAGCCUGAGCCCUCACAUAGAGCAGCACGACGCCAAUCACGUCCUGCUUGACGUCGUCAACAUCCA
Molecule: messenger RNA, 428 nt
Organism: Hevea brasiliensis (rubber tree)
Lineage: Eukaryota; Viridiplantae; Streptophyta; Magnoliopsida; Malpighiales; Euphorbiaceae
Exons: 2
Coding region: 69-413 (114 amino acids)
Source: RefSeq, a predicted model, not a curated record